AUGAGGGUUCUGACUAUAUUCGCCGUUCUUUCGAGUGUGUCAUGGGCCAAAUAUGCAGUCAAAACCGGUUUGGAUGUUUUAUUCGAAAGCAAUUACACACAGCUAGCUGGCAGAAAAGUCAUCGUACUCACUAAUCCAACGGGUGUGACUCCGGACUUAAAUCUUGGGGUUGACGUUAUGUUCAAUUCUGGCGCCGUUGACCUCGUUGGUGUCAUGGGUCCUGAGCAUGGGUUCAGGGGCACAGCCCAAGCUGGGGGUUCAGAAGGGACGUUUAUUGAUCCAGAAACUGGAUUAACAGUUUAUGAUGCGUAUAAUGUCAACACGAGCACACUUGUUGGCUAUAUCAAGGAAUCUGGAGCGGAUACCGUACUAUUUGAUAUACAAGAUGUAGGAGCUCGGUUUUAUACGUAUACUUGGGCCAUGUAUGACACUAUGGUGGCUGCAGCCAUUACAAAUGCUAGCUUUGUGGUCAUAGACCGCCCAAAUCCUAUCACAGGAUUGAAUGCAUUCGGCCCGGUACUCAAUGAGAGCUAUGCAUCUUAUGUGGGACGGCGUCCUAUUGCACAAGCUCAUGGCAUGACAACGGGUGAACUGGCAUCAAUGUUUGUUGGAGAGAAGUGGAUUCAAGAAACUGCAAACGGUUCGGACCUGAACUUAGAGGUCAUUCAAAUGAAAGGGUGGAAGCGAUCGAUGACAUGGGAAGACACUCAUCUUCCGUGGGUCAUGCCAAGUCCAAACAUGCCCACUCCGGACACAGCUUUGAUCUACGCAGGUGCCUGCAUGUUCGAGGGGACCAGCAUUUCCGAGGGGCGUGGAACUACUCGGCCCUUUGAGUUACUCGGGGGCUCCUUCACGAAUGACUCAUGGGCCGACGAAAUGCGAGCACUGAAUAUCCCGCACACGAACUUUCGUUCUGCUUGUUUCAGCCCGACAACAUCAAAGUUUCAGUCGCAGACCGUCUGUGGACUUGAAACUUACGUUUUUCUCGAUUCUAUCGGCGACUAUGAGGAAUUUGAUCCAGUCUUCCUUGGAGUAUCAUUGCUCUGGAGCGCCAAACAUCUCUACACUGUCGGCAGUAACGACACAGGCUUCGGAAACACGACACAAAGUUUCCACUGGCUAUUUGCUUCCAAAACGAGCUUGUACGAUGUGGAUGUGUUGACUGGUGGCUCUUUGAUUCGGGAAGGCAUUGAGGCUGGACUUUCUCCGGAUGAAAUCCGGACACAGUGGGAGGCUGACUUACAGGCUUUCAAGAAGAAGCGAGAAACGUAUCUUCUAUAUUGA
This is a messenger RNA of Aspergillus calidoustus, 1284 nucleotides long. The record is from the annotation of a GenBank genome assembly. NCBI's taxonomy places the organism in Eukaryota, Fungi, Ascomycota, Eurotiomycetes, Eurotiales, Aspergillaceae.